Molecule: messenger RNA, 3309 nt
Organism: Pocillopora verrucosa
Lineage: Eukaryota; Metazoa; Cnidaria; Anthozoa; Scleractinia; Pocilloporidae
Source: RefSeq, a predicted model, not a curated record
GAAAUGUUUAUGCGAACAGCUUGUGCUUGAAAUGUCGAUGUUAAAACUAGCAAGAAAUACUUGUAGGAAACGUCGUCGCAUCCAAUUUCAUUUCGUAAUUGGAAUUUUCAUUUUGUUUUCAUUUGGCUUCGUCUACCGAAGAUUGACAAAUACUCCUUCCUUUGCUAACGGUUUGUCAAACCCCACCCAGACAUUGAAAGACAAUGAAACCGAGAAGGCUGAAAUUAGAUUUACCAAAGAAAUAGAAGAGGAUAGAAGCAUUAUUGCUUGCAAAGUUCCUAACGUAGAUCCAUUCCAUCCGAGUGUGGUUAAGUUUAUAAGGGAUGUUGGAAAACUAAAUUGCCAAGGACCGAGGUUUUCAAGUUAUGACAACAACGUGCUUCGGAUUGAAGGCCAAGGGCUUGUUUCUGCGCAGUACAGAAAGAUUUUACGGGCUCCUGGAAACGACUUCAGUGUUGUGUUAUCGGAUCCUGUAAACAUUCAAAACGAAACAAGCGAUCAGAAAGGUAGUUUUCAUGGUGAAGCAGCGGUGGAUCACGACUUUAUCCGAGUCGAGGUCGUGACGUCUUCGGGAGCCACGAAAAGUGACGUACACAUGCACGUGUUUCCUAAACAGGAAGUUCUCAAAAGGGAACAGAAACCUGGCGGUAUUCCACUAAAUGUUGCGCUAGUUAUGUUUGACUCUACUUCAACUGCUAACUUUAAACGAAAAUUACCCAAAAGCUGGAAACAUUUGACUACGAAUUUAAACUCUAUUGUUAUGCGAGGUGAGACAAUCGUAGGAGAUGGCACCGCUUCCCAGCUGGUUGCAAUGUUAACUGGUUUACCGGAGAAAAACCAACAGGAUGCACGAAAAAGAAAAAGUUCAUCGAAAACUGUCGACAGCUGGCGGUGGAUUUUUAAAGAUCUAAAAGAAAAAGGAUACGCCACUUGUUUUUCAGAAGAUUCACCAGGAACUGCAGCGUUCAAUUAUCGCUUAAACGGUUUCCGAGACCCUCCUACUGACCAUUACGGCAGACCAUUCUGGAUGGAGGCAGACAAACUUUUGAGAGCACAUUGUGUCAAUAGCCGAGCAUCUCACAAUGUAUCUUUUGAAUAUCUACUGAGUUUCUUCCGUAGAUAUAGGGAUCGGCCGAGGUUUGCGUUCGCCUCGCACUGUGCAAUUUCUCAUGAUGACAUAAACACGAUUGGCUACGUAGACGAUGAUCUAAAAAUAUUUCUCGAUGAGUUUGAGAAAGAAUCAUUCUUAGAUAAUACAAUGCUGAUUAUUUUCAGUGACCAUGGAGCGCGCUUCUCAAAUUUGAGGAAAACACUUCAAGGUAAACUCGAAGAAAGGCUUCCAUUUAUGUCAAUCACUUUACCGAAAUGGUUUCAAGUAAAGUACCCAGACCUCAACAAUAAUCUCGUUUACAAUUCGCAUAUUCUUACAUCACCGUUUGACGUUUAUGCUACUCUACGUCACAUUCUUUCAUACCCACAGUAUCCAAGCGGAAUUAUCACUGGUCAGAGCCUUUUUAGCCGAAUUGAGAGGACAAAUCGCACAUGUGCAAGUACAGGUGUAGCAGAUCAUUAUUGCCCUUGUCUUGACUUGGAAGCCGUGUCACUCGAUGAGCCCGUUGUCAAAGAAAUAGCAGCUUUUGUCUUAAAGCAUAUUAAUGAUCUGACGUCACAAACCGAUGAACUAUCAAAACUAUGUCAGCGGUUGCAGUUGAAGGAAAUAAAGAGCGCGUUUCGUGAGAUGCCGAAGGAAGCCAUGCAAAGAUUUCAAAGGUCAAAGCACGCCGCAGAUGACAGAUGUGACAGCUGCGAAGCGCUGUUGGGCCAAAAGACUGAAAACACUCUCGUCAGGGACACCUUAUAUCAGAUACAAUUUACAACAUCUCCGAACGAAGGAUUUUACGAAGUUUCGGUUCGAAUGAAGCAAGGUGUUCCUGAACUUACAGCGGAAAUAAGUCGGAUUGAUGCUUAUAAAAACCAGGCAGACUGUAUCUCACACAAUUUUCCUCUACUUCAGAAAUACUGUUACUGUUCGACAAUUUCUUCAUCUAGGGUGAAAUAAUCAUUUUGCUCUCUAUGAAGACCUUGACUCAAUAGAGUAAACUCGAAAUCUUGGACUAAGGACGUAUAGUAGAUAUUUUUAAGAAAUAGCUGCCUUUCGAAUGCGGAGAUCACGCGUACGCAAAUGACAGACGGUAAAAAUCCGGCUGGGUUUUUUUUUUUCAUUUCAUGGUCAAAUUGCACAGCUAGCCAAUAGGAAUGCGUAAAACCGUUAUCGAUUUUUAUCUAUGGUACACAAAGAUCAUUGCGUCACGAUGCAAAUAUAUAUUAAGCCACUAUGAGGCGGAAAGUGAUAGAACUGGAAAAUAGCGGAAUUUGACUCGUGCAGGCGAGGUAAGAUUUGGAUUCAAGCGGCUAAAUUUGACGAAUUUUGCAAACGGAAAUUCGAUAGACCCGUGAUACUAUUUUGUGCUGUUUUUGUAGGCAAUUUAUACGUUAAUUAUUCUGCGGAGUUGGAUGUUUACCAUAAUUGUGGACCUGGGCUUUUUAAAUAAGAGAAACCUUGCAAUGCUGCAAGACCAGUUAUUACAAGUUCACGACCAUGUUUAACCUGUAGCUUGCAGAGCAGGCGUAAUUUUGACGAGCGAGUGCUCAGUAUUUUCUUAACGAAAAUUAUGGCCGCCAUCUUUGAUUUUAAUGGCAGCGGAAGGCUGGGGAGAGAAAUAAUUUGGUCCAAGGGGCGGUCGACGGUCAAAAAUAAGGAGAGGGGUAAGGUGGGGGAGUUAAAUUCUUGCCCUUUCCCCGCCCCCUACCCCCACCGUCCACUCUAACUCCAAAAUAAACAUGGCCAGUCGGGUAAACGACCGCGUGCUUAUAACGUUAUUUCGCGCUAGCUAAUAGGACGCCUGCUCUUCAGGCUACUGACGGUUCAAUUUUAGGUCUGACGGUAAUAAGGAAGACGUUUCUUCAAUGAGUUUUAGUUAAUGUUAUGUUUUUCAUCGUUUGACAUAAAUUAAAUCCGCAGGUGCAUCUUCUGAAAAACCAGUGGCCUUUUAGAUCUCUGAAAAUCCAGCCCCAGCUAUCGACAGUUGUCGAUGAACUUAUUCCUUUUUGUGCUUUCUGUGACGUUCUUUCCGAAAAACAUCGUAACAAAUUGAGGAGAUUGACCAAAAGCGUUUUCCUCCCAAACCUUUCCAACAAGAUGGUCUGUUGGAGCAAUCUCAGCCAUGUGUGAUGGUAUUAUCUCGUAGUGGUGAUAAUAAAAAUGAUAAAUAAAAAUAGCCACAUACAGAUAGCAACUUUAAAUUUAAA